Molecule: messenger RNA, 681 nt
Organism: Durio zibethinus
Lineage: Eukaryota; Viridiplantae; Streptophyta; Magnoliopsida; Malvales; Malvaceae
Source: RefSeq, a predicted model, not a curated record
GUACCUCAUCCAUGCAACUUCGAGGAAGGAGAACAUUUACACAAACGAAACCGGCCUCGAUUUUAUACCCCAGCAAAAUGCCGGCUGCAACAACCUUCCCAAACAACUUCCUCUUGCCUGUACGUUCGUUGUCAUCGACAAUCCUUCCUUCAACAUUUCUGCUUCCUUUCCUCCUACGACUUUACUCCUUAUACACAUUAUUUAUAGUUAUAAAUACCCUAUACCUCAGUCCGUCUUUCUCUAUUACCGCAUUCCAUUUGCAAUUCCUAGAGUUAGGACUUACGCCUGUGACUUGGUUGCCUUUCAUUCACAAAUGGCAGCACAAAAUGCGAUUGUGUUCGAGGAUUUUUUCCCAGCCAUGGUGGAGAAAUUAGGUGCUGAAGGGUUCAUGAAGGAGCUGUGUAAUGGGUUUCGGUUGUUGAUGGAUGGAGACAAAGGAAUGAUCACUUUUGAGAGCUUGAAGAGAAACCUGGCUUUGCUUGGAUUGCAAGACAUGAGCGAUGAAGAAGUGGUUUGCAUGUUGAGAGAAGGCGAUUUGAAUGGAGAUGAUGCUUUGGAUGAGAUGGAAUUUUGUACUUUAAUGUUUAGGUUGAGUCCUGCUUUGAUGAAGAGCUCAAGAACAUUGUUGGUUGAAGCUUUAGUUAACGAAAUGUAAUCCUUUGUCUGCAUUCAGCAAAAAAA